AUGCUCCCUACAAAGAGAUCAUCCCCCUUUGUCCGCACCCGAUCCUUCCAAGACCGCAUUGCCAAAGACAGAACCGAUACCGAUGGACCUCCAUUCGCAAAACGGCCAUUCACUCGGACAAUGUCCUCCCCCUUCCAAGUUGUCACCACCUCCUUGAAGGGCACCAAGAACCCGUUUGAGAAACUUGCUGUUGCACCCCCCAAGUCAGCUUCCAACUCGCUUUCUGCCGACUAUGCUGCAUUACAUAUCGACGAAGACCAAACUGACGACCUACAGGAUGAAUCAAUGGAUCCCAACAAGACCCUGCAAAUGUUUUCUUUCUCACAGAACUCCGUUGCUACAACAACCGCUACCAAGGAAAUCUUUUCUGAAUCAGACGAUGAUGACGGGGUGAACGAUACUGAUCAAUUGCAGGAUAAUCAAUCUACGAGUACGACUGACACGCCUCUCAAGCACGAAGUGAACCCGCCCAGCCUAAAAAGACCGCGAUUACAGGAAGCAUUGGAGAUGUCACUGCUGACUGUCUCGAUGCUUACUCCCAUAGCACCGGAAGUAUCAAACGUGAAAAAGAAGUCAGGAUCUGUUUACAAAACAACAGCAGCGUUGCCGGUGGACUGGACCCUAAAGUCGUCGAUAUCUAUUACAUCGCCAGACAGUCUGACCUGGUGCGACCACAUUUUGCCUAUGGAUGAAAUCGACGCCCUGCAGCACUUUAUCUCGAGCCAAAAAGCAUUCUCCAACCCACAAAGUGAGCAAGGACUGGACCACUCUCCUAGGAUACGGGUCUUAUCGGCGACAUACCAUUGGAUCUACCCCACCAACACCCCUUCUGUACACCAAGCCCAAAAUGUCAGCAAACUGCUCAAGAACGCCAUCAACAUGUCAUCGAAUAUCAACUACGAGCAACUUGAAACUCUCGGUGGUAAAGUUGCAGUCCACCACUUUAGCUCAAAACACGAUCUGGACCAUUUGGAGGAUCAGGAUGGAGACGAAACAUUGACUCCUAGCAGCUCGACACCAUUCCAGCUGCCACAAAAGAAGGAUCUCUCCAGCACUCUUUUGUUCCGUGGCCAAGUUGACGUGCAUGGACUGUUCAGUUAUCUACUCAACAUGAAGACCUCGUAUGAAGACGGAUUCUUAUACCAAUCGCCCAGUCUGAUCGCCGGAGUUCCAUUUCUACAUGCUGCACUCAAGCGAGCACAGCCCACAUUGAGAUCUGCCCUAACAAACAUCUCUUCUUUAUUUAUGGCGAUGAUGAACCUUCAGGUAUCCAAAUGCAAGGUGGUCAGCAGAUCGGUGCAAGGGACAGGCAAGAUGCAAAAGGAGUACAGGAUCGAGAUUCACGGAACAAUUCUUCCCAACUCUGUCAAGGAUCUCUACCAGACCCUUGCGACUCAACAGCAACCUCUGGGGUAUUCUUGUAUUUCAACCAGCGAUGCACGGUCUCAUGGACUCAACCUGCGGCCUCUUCUCUCAGAAACAGCAGACACCGAUACAGAAGUGAGUGCUCGCCAUGCAGAAGCCCUUGCCAGUGCUAAAUCUCUGGACCAGUUCCGAUAUGACCACACGCUGCAGCAAUAUGUGUGGUUGUCAUAG
This is a messenger RNA of Linnemannia hyalina, 1596 nucleotides long. Lineage: Eukaryota; Fungi; Mortierellomycota; Mortierellomycetes; Mortierellales; Mortierellaceae. The record is from the annotation of a GenBank genome assembly.